AUGCCGUAUAUUGAUGCUGUUAUCCAUGAAAUCCAAAGGUUUGCCAAUAUCGUGCCAACAAGUGUUCCACAUGCCACUACUCAAGAUGUGACAUUCAAGGAAUUCUUUAUACCCAAAGGAACUCAAGUGAUUCCAUUACUGUAUUCUGUCCUACGAGACAAAGAGCACUUUGAGAAGCCCGAAGAAUUUUACCCUCAGCAUUUUCUGGACUCAGAGGGAAAAUUUGUUAAUAUUGAAGCUUUUAUACCAUUUUCUGCAGGUAAGAGAAGUUGUGCUGGAGAAACCUUGGCUAAAAUGAAACUGUUCCUCUUCUUUACAACACUGCUGCAAAACUUCACCUUUCAGGCUCCACCUGGAGCAAAACUGGACCUUACAGGAGGUGUUGGCUUCACAACUCCUCCACUGAAGCAUGAGAUCUGUGCAAUUCCUCGGAAUUAA
Staurois parvus is the source of this 438-nucleotide messenger RNA. NCBI's taxonomy places the organism in Eukaryota, Metazoa, Chordata, Amphibia, Anura, Ranidae. The record is from the annotation of a GenBank genome assembly.